Molecule: messenger RNA, 1465 nt
Organism: Vanessa tameamea
Lineage: Eukaryota; Metazoa; Arthropoda; Insecta; Lepidoptera; Nymphalidae
Product: erlin-2-like
Exons: 7
Coding region: 184-1161 (325 amino acids)
Biological process (GO): SREBP signaling pathway
Cellular component (GO): endoplasmic reticulum; endoplasmic reticulum membrane
Molecular function (GO): ubiquitin protein ligase binding; cholesterol binding
Source: RefSeq, a predicted model, not a curated record
AUAAAUAUAAGUAUCGGCUAUAAACUUUAGUAUUGUAAAUAAGUUAAAUAAAAUGUUCCAAACUUAUUGAUUUAUACGACUUCCUUGAGCUAUAAAAAAGUUUCCUAAACUACAGUUUUUAACACAAAUACAACCAACCAAUUCAUCAUCAUACCUUUAAUAGUGAGCGUUCAUUUAAUUUUUAUGAGUCCAGCCAUGGCGGACCAGACUUCUAUGUUGGCGAUUGUUAUAUUGGCUGUUGGAGUGUCCGUACAUUUUUCUUUACACAAAGUUGAAGAAGGAUAUGUCGGUGUUUACUACCGGGGAGGAGCAUUGCUUCCUGUUACAAGUCAGCCUGGCUUUCACAUGAUGAUUCCAGUACUAACAACUUUUAAAGCAAUACAAACUACAUUACAAACAGAUGAAGUCAAAAAUGUUCCAUGUGGUACAAGUGGUGGUGUCAUGAUAUAUUUUGAGAGGAUAGAGGUUGUGAACAAGCUUGAUCCUAAUAGUGUCUUAGAGGUGGUGCGCAACUACACAGCGGAUUAUGACAAGACAUUAAUUUUUCAUAAGGUUCACCAUGAGUUGAAUCAAUUCUGUAGUGCACACACGUUGCAUGAAGUCUACAUUGAUUUAUUUGACCAAAUUGAUGAGAAUCUCAGUACAGCUCUACAAAAUGAUCUCAAUGAAUUGGCUCCAGGUUUGAAGGUAAAUGGUGUUCGUGUGACAAAACCAAAAAUACCAGAGGCUAUAAGAAAGAAUUAUGAACUUAUGGAAGCUGAGAAGUCAAAGUAUCUUAUUGCUGAACAACAUCAAAAGGUUGUUGAAAAAGAAGCAGAGACGGCACGUAGGAAGGCAAUUAUCGAGGCAGAAAAAGAAGCCUAUGUGGCUAAAAUACAGUAUGAACAAAAAAUUAUGGAAAAGGAAUCUCUGCAAAAAAUCGAACUCAUUGAAGAUAGUAUACACAAAGCCAAGCAACAGACCAAAGCAGAGGCUGAUUAUUACCAUUUGAAGAAACAAGCGGAAGCAAAUAAAUUGCUUUUGACUAAAGAAUAUUUAGAAUUGAAAAAAUAUGAAGCACUUGCAUUGAACAAUAAGAUAUAUUUUGGCAGUGACAUUCCUAAUAUGUUUGUGCAAGCAACUCUUGGUGACACUUUAGCUAAAAAUAUCCAAGUUGAAUGAGCAGAAAUCAUUUUAUUUUAGAGCAGAACUAGUCAUUAAAUAGUGUUUCUCGAAAAUGUUGUUCAUAAAACAUUAUUUUUUUUGUGUUGUGUAAAUGUGCUCCUUGGCAAUUUUUUUUUUAAACUGGAUUUAUCAAACUCAUUAGAGCUAAGAAUAAUGGAUAUUUUUGUGUCAUUUAUAUGUAAUGAUACAUUUUUAUGUAUAUUAUUAAAGUGUUCAUAUUGAAACAAUAACAAGACAUUAAGGUAUAAGUUGAAUAUUGUUGUAACUUAUCUUUAUAUUUAUUACAUUAAAACACUUUUUU